Molecule: messenger RNA, 2244 nt
Organism: Durotheca rogersii
Lineage: Eukaryota; Fungi; Ascomycota; Sordariomycetes; Xylariales; Xylariaceae
Product: transporter Avl9
Exons: 4
Coding region: 1-2244 (747 amino acids)
Cellular component (GO): cytoplasm
Source: RefSeq, a predicted model, not a curated record
AUGGCUGCGCCGAGUUCGAAUGGCGUGAAGGACGCCGCUGCUGCCCGCCCUGUUGCGGGCUUCGUGCCUCUGGUGACGGUCGUGGACUUCCAUCACCAUAGAGGCCCCGAAGUCGAGAGGUGGUUCGGCGUCGAAGAGGGGCGAGAUCCGGCCGCAGAAUACGAUUGGACGUUGCUCCCAUUCAUGGCGUUGAGCGACGGUGCCCACGCAUCGACGGAGGACUUCUCGUACUUCACCCUUCUACGGCCCGCUACGGACGAUUCCCCCCCAACAUCGCUCUUUGGCAUCUCAUGCACGCGGCAGCUAGACGCUUCGCAAUUACUCGUCCGCCCCUCUGAUGUAACGCGAUCAACUGUGCAGAAGGCAGUCGUGGUAAUAGCAGAUAGCCCACAGUUCUUCGGCAUGUUGAGGGAACGACUAUCCGUUGUUACUAGCGCGUGGUUUGCGCAGCGCGAAUUUGGUGACACCGAAAUCCUGCGGAGAUUCCAAGAGAGCCUCGCGGAAGAGAAGGCGCGUGGCCAGCUUAACGAGGACGUAGACAGGGACCAAUACCUAGGGAUGAGUCUCCGGGAGCUUGUGAGGGAAUUCCGCUGGCAGACACUAGUACUUCUGAAAUGUUGUCUUCUACAACCCAAGAUGCUCUUCUUCGGCUCGCGGUGCGAACGUCUAUGCAUGAUGCAGUUUUCCCUUAUAUCUUUGAUACCGGGUCUGCUACGGAAUCUCCAAGACUCUGCGGGACCGGACUUGGAUAAUUACGAGAAAAAAUUGACGCGGCCGACGAGUUUGAGAACUAGUGACCGGAACUCGUUGCUCGCGUAUAUGGGGCUGCCGUUGCAAAUUUUCGGCAAGGGGAGUUUAUUUGGCCCAUACACACCCCUGCAGCAGUUGGACAUCCUUGCCGACUUUGGUACCAAGUCGUACAUAGUGGGCAGCACGAACUCGUUAUUGUUACAACAGAGGGAUCGAUAUAGCGACAUCCUCAUCAAUCUCGACGAAAACACGAUCAAUAUCACGUCCACCUCUCUCCGCACCGCGUUAGUGCUCUCCCACCCCGACAGGCGGUGGAUCGAUUUUAUCACGCAGGAGGUCAACGAUACCUGGGACGAGUCGAACCCGGGUCGGCCAAAGACCAUGGGGUAUCGCGGCAGCGAAGAAUUUAUCCGGCUGCAGUUCGAAGAGUACCUCCUAUCUCUCAUCGCUUCGGUCAAAUAUCACAGCUACCUUUCCGAAAACCCAAAUAAUCCCAAAGCGGUCCUCCCUCAUGUCGAAGGGGAUCCAUCCUACGACUUUGGCAACGACUGGGUUGAAUACUGGAUGAGGACAGAGAAUUACCGCAUAUGGGACUCGCACACGGACUCGCACCUUUUCGAUAUUGUUGAGCCGAGACACCCUUGUGCUGGUGGGCUAAGUAUCGACGACGUACAGCGGCGAAUACAGCAACAGGUGCAAGAUCUCCACCUAGAUGAGCGGUUUGCAGCCGGGAGGGAAGUCCUCGGAAGAAAUCUGGCUGCGGGACGCGAUAAGGCGAGCACUAUUUUCAACAAACUCUACGCCGACAUGGACACUCUCCGCGAGACGCAAAGACAACGCGCUGAAGAAUCCCAGGCGGCACAAGGCGCGAAUGGAAGGAACGGUUCUCCGGCCCUGAACGGCGACUCUAGAGCAGCCCAAACAGCGACGGUGAGCUCGAGGGCUGGCGCAUAUAUCGGCAGCUGGACUUCAUGGGCAGAUCAGAAAAGGAAGCAAGGUUGGGGUAGGGCGAGCGGUAGCUCCGCAGGAGGUGGGUGGGGAUUCGGUGGCGGCUGGAGAGCGAGGACCGGAACAGGGGAUUCGGGCAGCGAAAAAAGCUACACACCCCUAAACAGCCCUGCACUCUCUUCACCGGGAUUCCCGAGCGAGAAGAUACAGAUGUCUGCCGUGCUUCACCGAAAUAGCGAGGGGAGCGAUCGAGGCAGGCCGCUUACACAAGACAGCUUCGAUGAGAGUCUCCUCGAUGCUGCCGGGUCAGUGGACGAGAGCGAAUCUUCCGACCCAGCCAGUCCGCCGAGACCUAGUCCUCGAAAAGGGGGAAGUAAGAGCAUAGGCGAACAAUUGAACGGUAACGACGGCGUCGGCGUCCCUCCUUCUCCCCCUCCUCAACCUGUUCCUACUACCACCACUGCCAGCCCGGCCACCAGCACGGACGAUGCCAUAAGACAGGAAACCUUGUCGUCUUCAAAAGCUACGGGAACUUCAGCGGCAUAG